CCUGUCUAGUAGCUGCAGUCUCCGCUCCACCGCCUUCCAUAGACAGCCGUAGUAUCACAUGCCACUGUUCGACUGCAAACGGAGUAACUUUAUACUAGCUUAACAGCCAAACCGACAACAUUUGGACUGCAAGACAAGCUGCUUUCUAGUUCCUACACGUCCCAAAUGGACACUGUUCAGAAAGCGGUGUCUGGAUUUUCUCUAGACCUCGGACCUUUGAAGGAACCUCUUGGAUUUAUUCGUGUCCUAGAAUGGGUCUUUACCAUCUUUGCCUUUGCCACUACUGGAGGUUACUCUGGGACAACCCACUUCAAAGUCAAUUGUCCACUACCCCAGGAUUCAAAAGAUGUAAAUGCUGUGUUUGGCUACCCAUUCAGGUUGGGAGCGCACCCAUAUACGAUGACAUUCUGUAAUGAAACAUCCAACGGCAUGUACCUGCAGGGCAACUUCUCCUCCUCGGCUGAGUUCUUUGUGUGUGUCGGUGUGUUUGGAUUCCUCUAUUGCACCGCCACACUGAUCCUCUAUCUGGGCUACCAGAACGUCUACCGUCAGAGCAGCCGCGGUCCCAUCAUAGACCUUGUGGUGACUGCUGCCUUUGCCUUCCUGUGGCUUGUGUCCUCCUCAGCCUGGGGCAAAGGCCUGACUGAUGUCAAAUGGGCCACUAACCCCAGCCACCUGGUGGAGUCAUGUACUGUUAGUUGCACUGCAGGAGAGUUUCCUUCCAUGGGCCGCCUUAAUGCGUCUGUGAUUUUCGGCUUUUUGAACUUGAUCCUGUGGGCAGGUAACUGCUGGUUCAUUUACAAGGAGACUCCUUUCCACAAGGAUCCCAACCCACCGGCCACCAUGGAGGAAGGCGUCACCCCUGGACCCUAACCAUAUCAUUGAGGGUCCUCAGACAUAGCCACUUACCCACAGAGAAAAACCCACAGAGCUUUAUGCCCCGCAAUGGUCCCUCAUGUUAACCUGCAAUAACGGAGACAAAAGGAUGUCAGCUGUCAUAAAUAUUCCCCUUUAGCUUCAAACACUUAUCUUUAGCCCAACACUAGUCUUUAGCUUAAGGUAUUCAUUGAGCGACAUCUACCACUGUCCUCAACUGUUCAUGCCCGAGAGCUCUGAAAACACUAAAUAUGAAUACAAACUAAAAUACUUUUAAUCUAUGUACAACAGAAGCUGUAGGAGAUGUAGCUUGUGUUUAAACCUAAAUUUGUAUGUAGCAGCAGACCUGCUGUGCAUUUGCUUCCUCAUUAACAAACUUCUCCCUUGAUGUCUGCCCUUCAGGCAGCCACCUGACGAUGAAACUGUGUUGUAGAAAACCAGUCUUUUCUGGUCUCCAGUCAAGGAAAAUGGUGGAAGAUUAAGUGAGAUUAAGUAACCUUUACAUUAAAUAAAAGAAAGUAUUGCCAUACGGAACAUCUAAAAGCAAACAUAGGUGGGAGCAAAUGCACACCCUUUUAAGUAAGGUCCUGCUCUUUUUCCAAGAUGGUCUAAACAAGCCAUUCACUUCAGGUUCAAUAGAUGUGUCAUAGCUUCUUAGUAUGGUAAAUGCUCUCUUUUGUCCAAUUCAGGGAAAAGCUGAUAUCAGAACUAGAAGACUCCACCUCAGAGGCACUAGACCACCUAACAGUGACAUUUCCCAUCCGUCUUCUGAUCUGCUGACACACAGACACACACUUAACCAUGUGGCCAUUGCGGUUUAAACACACUUUGAUUUUCUUAUUACUCUUAUUAUUGCUAAAAGAUGACACUGUACGUAAGAAGAAAAAUCACACUACUGCACUUCCCUACAGCCAUUCUAAGUAUCUUUCUGAUAGAGGUUUCAGGUUGUAAUUGCAUCUUGAUUAUUUUCAACCUGUAUCUGGAACAGAGCAGGCUCACUACAGGUUUACUCCAGUCGCUGUUGUACAUGACCACACAGUGGAGGUGACUGAUAUCAACCCAAAUGAUUUCGUACUUGUUUAAUCAAAACGUUACCCUCAGACUACUCAGUAACACUAAGACUCCUUGUGUGAACUACCUUUUGCAAAAGAUGACUUGCAGUGACAUUAUUUAUACACACUUCAUAUGUUUUUUUUAUUUCAUUAAUUGGUCCGUUUCAUAUAUUUUAAACUAAAGGUGGGUUUCUGUUGUUCCCAGGGGAAACGUUUCAGUGUGCAGCUUCUCUUUUUUUGCAACAAAUGUUCUGUUCAAUUGAUUGUACCGCUUCAUAGCUUUAGACUUAAUCUAGUUAAGAUAAAUUGUGAUUACUGCAUUUCUCUAUGACUCUUGUUUGUAGUUCUGCUCUACAUGUACAGAGUGCCAUAUAUUAAUUACGUUUUUAUAUUGAACUCCUGCUGUUUUUCAGAUUCACUCCUUAGGAAUUUUUGUCAACACGUUGACUAUUUACGUUGCACACAAAGGAAUUUUAAUUCUCGACAAAGUAACUGUGCAUCAAUAGAUUGUUGGGCCAUUGCCUCAGUAGGGAAUAUAUGAGGGUCUGUUUGAGUCAUAAGUAAAGUAAUAUAUUUUGAGAACAUCAUAUUGAAAUUAGACAUGCAUUCAGUGAGGUCAGUUUAAAAAGAUAAAUCUUUGAGUACAUUGAGAUGUAGGAUGUUUAUGUAAUGGUUUGUUGUCAUUGGACUUUAUGUGUUUUAUGCCUUGUUUGUGCAAAAAGAAACAAUGAUCUAUUUGUAUUGUGUGUAAAACAUGAGAGCUGCACCUGCUGGA
This is a messenger RNA of Stegastes partitus (bicolor damselfish), 2703 nucleotides long. RefSeq names its product synaptophysin-like protein 1. The coding region runs from base 166 to 873 and encodes 235 amino acids. Gene Ontology annotation, cellular component: synaptic vesicle membrane; synaptic vesicle. The transcript is spliced from 6 exons. The record is from RefSeq and is a predicted model, not a curated record. Lineage: Eukaryota; Metazoa; Chordata; Actinopteri; Pomacentridae.